CGUUUUAAGAUCCAGGUACCGUUUCCGGUUGCUUGCUGCUGUUUGCCUAUCCCCACCCAAUUAAGCACUCCAUCCAAGGCAUUAUGCGCAUACCCCUACAGUCGCCCAUGGAUAUAUUCAAAAGCAUCAACCCUGCCCGCCACACUGGGCCUUUCUCUUGAUCUCGUUCCCUUCACCACACCACUUGUUGUCAGUGAACGAUCGCCCAAGGGCAGGAUGGCCUCCCAUGAGAUCCCAAACCGAGGGCCGGAGCUGGUCGUCGUCAAUUACUCAUUCAUGGCGGUCGCUGUGACUGCCUUCUUACUCAGAGGCUAUGUCCGUGUCGGGAUGGUAAAGGCAUUUGGAAGAGACGACAUCCUGAUGGGAAUCUCGCUUCUGUUCUUUCUUGCGUAUGGUGUUUCCUCGCUGAUUGGCGUUCGCCACGGCACUGGCAGGCACCAUGCCGAUCUUUCAGACGACGAGAUUCUUCAUGCAAGACGUAAUUGGUGGUUCUGCUAUCUGUUCUACAGUUGUUCCACGAUAUGUUCCAAAAUCUCCAUCGGAUUCUUCCUUUUACGAAUCGCCGUACGCAAAAUCCACACCUGGGUCAUCUACGGGGCCAUGAUGGUAUCCGUUCUCUGCGGUGCCGCGUUCUUCUUUGUCACCAUGUUUCAAUGCAAUCCGGUCAGCUUCUUCUGGACCAAGCACAUUGAAGGAAUCGAGGGAACAUGCGUCAACAUGUCCGUUGUCAUAGGUCUCGCGUACCUUUACAGUUCACUUGCUAUCCUUUCCGAUUUUACCUUUGCGUUGCUUCCCGCUCUACUGGUCAUGAACCUGCAGUUAGCACGCAAGACCAAAUACGCGCUUGUCCCGCUCUUGACCAUGGGCUGCGUUGCAAGUGCAGCUGUUGUUGCACGCCUGCCCUACCUUCAAAGAAUUGAUUCGCCCGACUUCCUAUGGGCAACACUUGACAUCGCUAUCUGGUCCACCGUUGAACAAGGCCUCGCCAUCAUCGCCGGUUCCUUGGCCACAUGCCGCCCUCUUUUCGCCAUCGCUCUAUUCAAACUAGGCCUAGGCUCCUACCCAACCAAGCACCAAACCCCCAUAUUCGGCGGAACAUCGACGACUGCCAACCGCAUCGUUGGCGGGCACCGCGCCAAUCAACCGUCGGGCCAAUUGGACAUGUACCGACUCCCAUCCCGCGGACAAGACGAAGAAUCAGCAUCAAUAGAUUCCCUCUCCGCAAAAGAGGCGCCCGAACUCCCGCGCAGCCCGAAUUGGUACCAAACACAGUUCGACAAAGUCAAGAGAGGAAGUUUAGCGAAGCCACCAAAGGAAGCUAAACCUGGCAACCCGGUCACGAUUCGUGAGACCAGCAGCGAGGAGAGCUUGCGUGGAUUGCACCACGAGAAGAACAAGGCGAGGGAGGAGAGUCUAGAUGAGGAGAGAGGAAUGCAGAUUAUGGUUUCGAGGAGCUUUUUUGUCACGGACGCGGAACGCGCGAGUUAUGCCCCGCAAGAUGGGGCAAAGUGA
Molecule: messenger RNA, 1512 nt
Organism: Periconia digitata
Lineage: Eukaryota; Fungi; Ascomycota; Dothideomycetes; Pleosporales; Periconiaceae
Source: the annotation of a GenBank genome assembly